Molecule: messenger RNA, 4166 nt
Organism: Pogonomyrmex barbatus (red harvester ant)
Lineage: Eukaryota; Metazoa; Arthropoda; Insecta; Hymenoptera; Formicidae
Gene: cnc
Product: NFE2 like bZIP transcription factor cap-n-collar
Biological process (GO): regulation of transcription by RNA polymerase II
Cellular component (GO): nucleus
Molecular function (GO): DNA-binding transcription factor activity, RNA polymerase II-specific; RNA polymerase II cis-regulatory region sequence-specific DNA binding
Source: RefSeq, a predicted model, not a curated record
CGACAUCGUCGAAGCGCGAUUGCUGAGUCACAUAUCGCGAACAAUCUCUCCCGGCAAAGUGCGCGACGUUUGUCCGUUCGGUCGGUCGAUCGACGUCCGUUUCGCGUCCGUUUCAUCGGUUUCUCCGCGCGUAACGAACUCCAUGUCGGGCAAAAGUGUCGUGCGGCAAAAGUGUUGUCUCAUCGUCGCGCGAGGCUCGAGCGUCACCGCGUAAAAUAGCGAAACGCGGCACAACGCUCGUCCGCGAACUAUGCGCAAAUCCGGAAUUUCAAAUCGUCCGCUGUGUCCGUAGAUCCCUUUCGCGCGCUGGGACACGUCGCGUGUCCAAAAUCAACACACAUUCACGUUACACACACACAUAUACACACGUAUGCACACGUAUGCGGACACGCGCGCGCCUACGCGGGGAUCUGUCAAUCGCGAGGACCUGUCUGUCUCGCCGCUUCCGACUUUUUCGCUCGCAGCUGAUCCGCGCGCGUGUAAGCGUUUCUCGAUGCGUCUCGCGCCACCACGCUGUCAGCGCGAUUCCAAUAGUGCCCGAGUGUACCGCCGACGAUAAGGAGUUGCAGAGCAGCCAGCCGCCUGUCAGAGGAGUGUCCGCGAGGCAUGCGUGAGCGAUGCGCGCGCGGCUGCACCGCAGUGGCUCAUCAGCGACUCGUGCGCGAUUUUGAGGUUAUUUCGGUCCAGUGUAACUGACCUACACCGCUGCCUGGGAAAACCGCGGCUCUUUUAUUUUCACUCCGGCGCUCCGAGCGACGAGUCGUCUCCUUCGUGCCUCGCACGAGAAAUUGAAACCGACAGAUCCAGCGUCUUGCCGAGCGAGCUGUAUACUCUAACCUUAAAAUACGGAGCACGCGACCCCCGUGAUGGAUUUCGUCGCGUAAACGGUGUAUUCGCCGCGUGGCGCCUUCGAGAGGAUUUCGAUUCUCUGUGUUGCCUCGACGCGAUGUCAACGGACGUCCUGUGGAAUCGCCUCGCCUCCUCAUGAUGCCGAGUCGCUUCUGUUAUUUACACUUGACAAGGACUGUGAGCUAGUGUGACAAAGCGUCAAGAUCCGAACUAUCUCUCUGCUUUUGUGUCGAGCUGAUCUGUCCAUUCAUCGGCAAGAUGUUGUGCAUGAAGAAGCUGUACCGGGAGGAGCUGUUGCAGCUCGCAUUAUUGUUGUCUCUGCUACGUGUGGAUCCGGAAUACUAUCUGGGCCUGGAUAUUCAGACCAUUGGCAUGGGAUCCCUGGAUCUCCGCAGCGGCUCCGGAUGGCACACGGAUCAUACGAUAGUCCACCGUCCGACGUUUAUCCAUCCGAAGAAUCCAGACUCCAUGCUGCUGAACUACCAAAGAGAUUUGUUCGAGGAACUGAAUUCAUUGGGGAGAUAUAACAGAAUGAAUUCUGGCCUCAAUGCCAUACAUGCCUAUUUGCUGAAUGUCGAUGAGUCUAAUAGAGCUGCAGAAGAGCCAGGUCCCAGCGUGCCAGUUUCAACCAACUCAACCAGGAACGUGACGUCUCCUGAUCCACCAAAUUCCACUCAGAGUCCAGCACAGCCAACUGAUGCAGAUCUCACUCAAGAGGACAUGGAUUUAAUCGAGGUCCUCUGGAAGCAGGAUGUGGAUUUGGGAUUCACGCUGGUGGAACCGGCUACCAAAAAGCCGUCAACAUCGGAAAAAGAAGCAGCAGACGAUGAACUCGAGAAGCUGAAAACCCUGGAAGCUAUUAAUGCCACGUAUCAAAAGGAUGAUGCCAAGGAACCUGAGCCACAAGAAGAUAAUCCAUGGGCAGGACUUUCUUACACCGUAGAUCUUGAAACCGGCGAAUUCAUUCUUAGCUCCAGCAGUCAAAGCGGAAGCGGAAGUAGCAUCGUCGACGAGGACGGCCCGCUUCUCAACGAAGCGUCAUUGGCUUUGGACAAUCAUCCCUUGGCUGGCUUAACCGAUGAUUCUCUGGGUCUAAACGACACUUUAGCGCUCGAGCAUGACUUUACUUCAGAGUUACUCGAAGGUGAUCUUCUGGGAAGCGCCGGCGUAGACGGUCUUCUUAGUAACGAUACUCUGGGCUUGCCCGACGAAUUUAAUCUCGAGGAGGCGCUUCAACUCGUGGGCCUCGAUGAGGCUCAACCAGAGGAAACGAAGCCGGAAGUGAAGAAGAAGAAGAAAGAAGACACCGCCGAGGAGUCCGCAAGUGCAAAGGGCGACGCGGAUAUUACCGUCUCGAGUAACGUCGAGGUCGCGAAGUCAUCCAGGUGCGAGGAUCCCGAGACCGGCGACAUGAUUCACACACCACAGUUUCAUCAUCCCCAUCAUCCACACCACCGCUCCUUCCAGGGUCGCAUGCCAUUCAUGCGAGCGAUGAGCAUGGAACAGCGGUGGCAAGAUCUCGCGUCUCUUUUAUCCCUCCCGGGUGCACCGGAUCACUUCGCACAUCCAGCGCAUCCUGGAUAUCCAGGACACGGUAUAAGUCACAGUCAUUACGAGGCGCAACGUAAUGUAUUGCUCCAUAAUCCUACCUUGGCCCCUCCGGUCGGUGAUCUCAAUUCAACAGGACCUUACCACAAUGUGGCUGUGGCAACAUCAAUGAAUUUGACAAACAGUAGCGAGCCAAUGGGUGCGGAGAGCGGUGCAACUUACAAGUCUGAACCUAACGAUAUGAUGUAUUAUCAUACACCGACAGCAGAUUCCAUCAACCAAACUACCGAUGGAUUUCUUUCGUCUCUACUUAAUGACGAGGACUUGCAUCUAAUGGACAUGGCCAUGAACGAUGGCAUGUACACCAUGCGUAUGUUGGACAAUGGUAGCAAUAAUGCAUCCGCACCGACCGGUGCAGCGGCCUUACCGGGUGUCCAGACGACCGGCGGUACAACUUCAACGGCUACGGGUGUCACAACUUUACCUGGUGUAACCGACGAAAGGAUGGAUGCGUCAAGUGACAGUGCUGUUAGUAGCAUGGGCAGCGAACGUGUACCAUCUUUGUCAGACGGCGAGUGGAUGGAAACUGGAUCCAAUUCCAGCCAUACUCAAGCUGAUUCUCAUUACACCAUGGAUUACGCGAGUAAAUAUCGCAUGCCAUACGACUGUAAUUACUCGGUGUCUGGGAGAAAUGCCGGUUCACCGAGAUGCCAAACAGAAAGAGCAGUACCACCAGUCGCACAAAAGAAACAUCAAAUGUUCGCCAAGCGAUAUUUCCAAGAACAAGGCACUUGCUCACCUUUAGGGGCUACUGCACAUCCAACCACUCCAAUGAAAUAUGAUUAUGACACGCAUACAGUUGGAGCAGGUGCACCAGGAAAUACAUAUUCUGGACCAAUAGAAGGUGCAGCCGGGCCACAGCCUGAAAUUAAAUACAGUUGUAGCGUGGAUUUCAGCCGUCAUCAAUCCGGACGGUCGGCAAUAGAACAUGUUCAUCACAAUCACACUUAUCAUUUGCCUGCUGAGAGCUCAGGAUCUCUUCAACGUCCUAUUUCUCGCGACAAGAAAGUUCGCAAAAGCGAAGGGGAGGAACAUCUAACGAGAGACGAGAAGAGAGCAAGAGCGCUAAAUGUACCAAUUGCAGUCAAUGAUAUCAUCAACCUUCCUAUGGACGAGUUUAACGAACGUCUCAGUAAAUAUGAUCUCAGUGAGGCCCAACUAUCUCUAAUACGCGACAUUAGAAGACGAGGCAAAAAUAAGGUUGCCGCACAAAAUUGCCGCAAACGCAAAUUGGAUCAAAUUAUAAGCUUAGCUGACGAAGUAAAAGAGAUGCGAGAUCGUAAAAUGAGGCUUAUUCGCGAGCGCGAAUUCAUGCUCAUCGAGAGACAGCGGGUCAAAGACAAAUUUAGUCAACUUUACCGUCAUGUUUUUCAGUCUUUACGAGAUCCAGAUGGUAAUCAAUACCAUCCAUAUGAAUACAGUCUUCAACAAUCUGCAGAUGGGAACGUUUUAUUAGUUCCUAGAAAUCAGACGAAUCCGCAUCAAUCACGACAGUCUUCGAUGGAGCCGAAGACCAAACCCGAUUCUGAGCAUAAAGAAUGAACUGCAAGAAUCGUACGCCAAUGUGAUUGAUUAUUGAAAAACUUUUGUUUUUCUUAGGCGCGUCCAAAGCGUAGUGAAAGCGAACACGGUGCUGGGGAGCGAACAUCGUACGCGUUUUUAAACUUAUUACGCAUAAUUCUUGUCAAAAGAGUAGAGUUCACGGUCUG